UAGAAAUUACAGUUUUCAAUUCUAUCCUCUUUCGUUCAUUGGCAUUACAGCGGAAUCAUUGUUGCCACUCGCUGUAAUCAGUAUUGUAAUUCCUACUUUUAAACUUCUUUUGAAAGAGCAUAAAUGUAAUUUCAAGAGACAGUCUUCGAUAGUUUAUCAUUUUUCUGUUUAUACCUGAAUAUUUAUCGCGAUGUAGCACGCCCAAGUAUACGUAGUUUGAAUUUGCUACACCGUUGUGUUCAUAUAGAUGACUAUACUGCCGCCGGUCGAUAAACAGCGAAACGCGGAACUGAAGAGCAUUGAGUUACAGGAACGUGGACCACUUGUAUCUCGAUACAGUAAUGCAGUAGUUCGAGAACAAUAUUUUUGGUCUAGAUCCGUUCAGUUGAUCACAACAUUGCUGGAUUAAUCGUGUCGGGCUAUUGUUGAUCACAGCAUUAGGUGUAUUAUGGUUCUCGAAUGAAUCUCCUCGAACGUACCGUCGAAGACUUUAAAGUGCAAGGGAACUGGUGCGAAGGACGAAAGUGUGAAAGCGUACGCUCACCGCUACUUACGCUGAGAAACAUAUCUUUUUACUGUUCUGAAAUGCGUGCGGAAGAUUCAUUCUCAUUACAUUCCGUGGGAAAUUAGAACCGACGGAUUACGGAGCCGAGUCGAACAUUCUCGAGUCGAUUAAUGUACGAGUACAGUGUAACUCUGUCGUUCGAACGAGCAGAUUUAUGACAAAUAGUAAAAGGAAGACUAGAAGACCAUUGAAGUUGCAGUAGAAUUUUUUUUUCUCUAUCGCGGAAACAUGUGAACUCGUAUGUCACGCCUAUUCACGACGUAUCUUACGCCUCGAACGAUCCAAACACGAUCCCUGUGGUCGAAUUUCUUCCAAUCGGGUGUGAACAAUAAAACUGUUCGCGAUACACCGACACGACAUUAAACAUACGUCCAAUGACAGUAAAUAGAAGUGACUCUCGACUUUCAAACUUACCUUUCGUUUCAGUGUGUUAAUAGUUAAUAUUGUUUUUCUCGCCACACAUGUGUUGAACUGUUUUGGGAAAGACUUGCAAUUCAUUGCAUUUUCCAUCGGCUAUGGUUGUAGCCAGUGGUGGGUGGGUACAAAAUGCCAGUUUUCCUACCGGUCAGAAUAAUUCCAACCUGAAUAUAAACGCCACGCAGAACAAUAAAAUGACAGCCAAAGGUGUCUUAAUCUGUCGCGAGAAUUCUCAUCCUUUCCAGGAACGUACAUUGACAUUGGAGCAGCCUGUAAAAAUCGGCCGGUCUGUAGCAAAAGCUACUGCUGCUCCCAACAAUGCAAUCUUUGAUUGUAAAGUAUUAUCUAGAAAUCAUGCGCUGUUGUGGUAUUCCAGUGGAAAGUUUUACUUGCAAGAUACACGCAGCAGUAAUGGUACAUUCGUUAACAACCAUAGACUCGGUGCUGCCGGUUUAGAAUCGGCACCUAAGGAGGUUUAUUCAGGUGAUAUAGUGCAAUUUGGAGUAGAUGUGAUGGAAAGUACAAAAAAGUUUAAGCAUGGAUGUAUAGUUGCAACACUGAGAUUAUAUUUACCUGAUGAAAAGGAAGCUAGCGUUAAUACGUCGAUUACAUCAGCAGUUAAUAAUGUAUCUCUUGAAGAUUUGUAUAAGUUGAACCAAGUAAUGCAAGAGGCUUCGAGACGAGAAAAAGCACUGCAGUCUAAGCUAGGAUAUCUUCAACAACUUGUAACAAAUACUCAAAAAGUGGCCAAUCAGUCAUGGCGAGCAUUAAUAGCAGAAGACAGACUGUUGUCCUGGGUAGAGACUAUUGAAAACCAAUUGAGCGUUUAUUCUAAGAAUUAUACAGAAGAUAAAAUCAGAAAUAAGUUAGUCAAGCUUUUGGAAGAGAAGGCAUUAUAUCAAAAUGCAGCAAAGGAAGAAUUACAAAAAAUAUUGCAAGAGAAAUUAGAGAUAUCUCAAAGGUUUGUUCAAUUACAAGAACGUUUAAAUGAAACAGAAGGAGAGUGUCAGAGCCUUCAUAAUCUAGGAAAGCAUACUCAAACGGAACUUCAGGUGCUAAGUAAAAAAUAUGCAGACGCACAGAAGAAACUUCAAGAAACCACAAACAAAUUGAAUGAGACUGAAGAAAAAAUGAAAGAUACGAUACAAAAUGUAGAACAAGAGAAACAAGAACUGUUAAAAAGACUCGAAGAUCAGUCUAGAAUUGAAAAGAAUCUACAAGCAAGGUUACGUAAUUCCAGAUUAGAUUCUGUUAAUAUUUAUAAACAGAUCACUGCCCUCAGAAAUUAUAUGCAGAUUCUGCAAGAUAUGAAUUCAAAAUCAGUUACAAGUGACAACUUGCAAGAGUCAAAGGAUGAAGAAAAUCCUAUCGAGGCCAUUAAUAUUAUUCUUAAUAAAUUAAAUUCUAUACAUGCGGAUAACAUGGAUAUAGAUAUGGAAUCUAGCUUUUGUCCUUUAAAAGAAGAACAGGAUAAUCAAAUUAAUUCUCAAGAUAUUGAUUCAAACCAACUAAAGAAUUCUGAUAUUUCCUUUUCAAAAGAAGAGUUAGAUGAUUCAUUGGCUAAUAAUGAUAAUGUAACAGAAUAUAUUUUACCACCACCUUCUCGAAAAACAUUGGUUAAUGGAAAUGUAAAUGUAGACAAUUCAGAUAUCAAUUCAGAAUCUGACACCAACUCAGAUGCAACAGAUGACGCAUGCAGUAUUACCAGUGAUGAUACAAGUGAGAAAUCCGUUAUAGAAGUAAAAACAGAAGAAUCUGGUUAUGUAGUAGCAGAAGAGAUUUUUGUACCUCAUAAAAUGGAAGUUCGAUUUGCUUGUGAAGAAAGUAGUAAACAGCCAGAGGCUUUGCAUCAGCUUCAGAUCACACCAAAAAUAAAGGAUAGCGAAGAAAGAGAAACUACCAUUGAAAGUACGAAUAGCACAAAAUCUUUGAGUGAAUCUGUUUCCAUAGAAAUUAAUCAACAUGAGAAGAAGGAUGAAGGAGACAAGGAUAGCAGUGAAAUAGAUGAAGAAUGCGAAACAGAACAUUUAGAGGGGGAUUAUGUGAAAACAUUGAAACCCAUGUCUAAAAAUGACGCACAGCAAAAUUUGUACACUAGAGAAUAUCUGUUACAAGCCUUAAUAGGAUCUUUGGAUUCCUUAAAACUGGAAGACGAUUUAGAGUCACAACAAGCAGUUAAAAAGGAGUUAGAAAAUCUCAAGGAUUGGUUAGUUAAUGAACCUUCUGAAGAAAUUAUAGAGAAAUUAAAGAAACUAUACUAUCGUGCCAAGAAUGAAUCUCAAAGAAUUCAAGAAUUGCAUGAGGAGUUAGUCAUUUUAAAGGAAAAGUAUAAUGCCUUUGUCGAAGAAAAGGCAGAGCUCUCGAAGAAGUAUACAGCACUUAGAGCACAAUGUGGCGAUUUAUUAAAUACAAGCUAUUCUGUACCGAUACAUUAUGUAGCUCCUAUUGCAAUUAUGUUAGUAUGGAUGCUGUUGCAAAAAAUAUUCUAAUAUUUUCUCUGGUAUCUGUACAUAUAACUUUCAUCAAUAACAUUGUAUUUCUUUUUUUAUCGGUAGUAUUAUGAUAAAAGCAUAAACAUCUAAAACAUAGUUUGUUAAAAGCUUUUAAGUAAGCGUAACAGAUGAACCAGAAGGUGUGUAGUUUCAAGAAGAAUUCGAACAUUUUUAUAUGAACAAAGUAUAUUAAGAAUUGUAUAUAUUUUUCCGAUACAGUUGUUGAAGCACCAAUUACAGAAAUCUUCUCUGACA
Messenger RNA from Nomia melanderi (Alkali bee), 3729 nucleotides. It is a transcript of the gene Slmap, whose product is annotated as Sarcolemma associated protein. Gene Ontology annotation, molecular function: protein binding. NCBI's taxonomy places the organism in Eukaryota, Metazoa, Arthropoda, Insecta, Hymenoptera, Halictidae. The record is from RefSeq and is a predicted model, not a curated record.